This is a messenger RNA of Malassezia japonica, 1551 nucleotides long. It is a transcript of the gene NMT1, whose product is annotated as glycylpeptide N-tetradecanoyltransferase. Gene Ontology annotation, molecular function: glycylpeptide N-tetradecanoyltransferase activity. Gene Ontology annotation, biological process: N-terminal peptidyl-glycine N-myristoylation. The record is from RefSeq and is a predicted model, not a curated record. The coding region runs from base 1 to 1551 and encodes 516 amino acids. Gene Ontology annotation, cellular component: cytoplasm. The transcript has a single exon. NCBI's taxonomy places the organism in Eukaryota, Fungi, Basidiomycota, Malasseziomycetes, Malasseziales, Malasseziaceae.
AUGUCAAACGAGGCCCCCAAAGACGCCCAAGGCCUGCAGAACCUCGCACGCCUGAUGGCGAUGCUCGACACGGACGCGCGCGCGCCCAAAGCCCCGAGCGAGCACAAGUUCUGGAAGACGCAGCCGGUGGUCCAGCCGGGCGACCAUCCCUCGCUCGCCGAGGGGCCGAUCCACCCGGACCUGCCCCCGGAACAGGUGCGUGGGACGCCGUACCCCUUGCCGGCGGACUUUGUCUGGGACACUAUCGACAUGGACGACGACGCGCAGCUCCUCGAGGUGUACGAGCUGCUCACGGCUAACUACGUCGAGGACGACGAGUCGACGAUGCGCUUCAAAUACUCUGCCGAGUUCCUGCACUGGGCGCUGCGUCACCCCGGCUACAACAAGACAUGGCACGUCGGCGUGCGUGUCGCAUCCACCAAGAAGCUCGUCGCAUUCAUCGCGGGCAUCCCCCAGGAGCUGCGCGUGCGCGACACCGCGCGCCAGACCACCGAAAUCAACUUUUUGUGCGUGCACAAGAAGCUGCGCUCCAAGCGCCUUGCGCCGGUGCUCAUCAAGGAGGUGACGCGCCGCUGCAACCUCAGCGGCAUCUUCCAGGCGAUAUACACGGUGGGAUCGGUGCUGCCGACGCCGGUGUCGUGCACACGCUACUACCACCGCACGCUCGAUGCAUCCAAGCUGCUGGAUAUUGGCUUUAGCGCGGUGCCGGAAGGCAUGUCGCGCGACGCGCACGUCGCGCGCUACACGCUCCCCAAGACGACCGCGAUCGCGGGCCUGCGCGAGAUGGCCCCCGCGGACGUGCCACAGGUCGGCGCGCUCCUGCGCCGCUACCUGCGCCGCUUUGACAUGGCGCCGCGCUAUACCGACGCCGAAGUCGCGCACCUCUUCCUCAGCGGCCGCGGAAAGGAGCAGGCGGACGGAAAGCGCACCGGCCAGGUGACCUGGACAUACGUCGUGGAGAGCGAGGGGCGCAUUACCGACUUCUUUUCGUUCUACUCGCUCCCCUCGUCGAUCCUCGAGCAUCCCAAGCACGACACGCUCGAGGCGGCCUACCUGUUUUACUAUGCGAGCGAGUCGGCCUUUGCGACGCCCGCGCCGAAGCGCGCGCAGGACGACGCUACCGCGCCGUACGCGCGCGCCGAGGCCGACGGCACGCCGGCGUGGCAGCGCGCCGCGCUCUCGCGCCUCGGCGCGGCCGAGGCGAGCGACGAGGCGGACGUCGUGCCGUGGAACCAAGAGUCGCCCGAGCAAAAAGCCAAGCUCAAGGCGCGCCUGAACGAGCUCAUGACCGACAUGCUCGUCCUCGCCAAGCUGCACAACUUUGACGUGCUCAACUGCCUCACGGUCCUCGACAACCCCCUCUUUGCAUCGGACCUCAAGUUUGGGCCGGGCGAUGGAUUCCUGCGCUUCUACCUCUUUAACUGGCGCGUCCAGCCGGUGGCCGGCGGCAUGGGCCAGCGCGCCGGCGAGGCGGACCUCGAUCCCGCCGCGACCGAGCGCAAGGCCGAGCCCACACGCGAGGGCUCGGGGAAUGGUGUCGUGAUGGUCUAG